Messenger RNA from Candoia aspera, 9438 nucleotides. It is a transcript of the gene ITPR3, whose product is annotated as inositol 1,4,5-trisphosphate receptor type 3. The record is from RefSeq and is a predicted model, not a curated record. Bases 175 to 8172 code for a protein of 2665 amino acids. Gene Ontology annotation, biological process: calcium ion transmembrane transport. Gene Ontology annotation, cellular component: endoplasmic reticulum; membrane. Gene Ontology annotation, molecular function: inositol 1,4,5 trisphosphate binding; inositol 1,4,5-trisphosphate-gated calcium channel activity. Lineage: Eukaryota; Metazoa; Chordata; Lepidosauria; Squamata; Candoiidae. The transcript has 58 exons.
ACCUGGCUAAGCACAACCACGUGUAAACUGGCGGGAGGGAUCUUGCCAAUGCAUCGAGUGGAGGAGGCUUUGGAUUAGUAGUUCCUGGUGCCCCGCCGGGCACAUGGUGAAGCACUUUGUUGGGAAGUGAAGGAAAGGCAAGAAGAAAAGGCGUCGGGACAAGCCGCUGGAAUCAUGAAUGAAAUGUCCAGCUUUUUGCACAUUGGGGACAUCGUCUCCUUGUACGCCGAAGGGUCGGUCAAUGGCUUCAUCAGCACUUUGGGGCUGGUGGAUGACCGCUGUGUGGUGGAACCAGCAGCUGGUGAUCUAGAUAAUCCACCCAAGAAGUUUCGAGACUGUCUCUUCAGAGUAUGCCCCAUGAACCGCUACUCUGCUCAGAAGCAAUACUGGAAAGCCAAACAAACAAAGCAGGACAAAGACAAGAUUGCUGAUGUAGUACUGUUGCAGAAACUUCAGCACGCAGCUCAGAUGGAACAGAAGCAAAAUGAAACAGAGAAUAAGAAGGUGCAUGGAGAUGUGGUGAAAUAUGGAAGUGUCAUUCAGCUUCUCCACAUGAAGAGUAAUAAGUAUCUGACAGUAAACAAGCGCCUCCCUGCCCUACUGGAGAAGAAUGCCAUGAGGGUAACUCUUGAUGCCACAGGCAAUGAAGGAUCCUGGCUCUUUAUCCAACCCUUUUGGAAACUGAGGAGCAAUGGAGAUAACGUAGUUGUUGGAGACAAAGUGAUUCUGAAUCCUGUGAAUGCUGGGCAGCCACUACAUGCUAGCAACUAUGAGCUUGCUGAUAAUCCUGGAUGCAAAGAGGUGAAUUCAGUCAAUUGCAACACUAGCUGGAAAAUCAACUUGUUUAUGAAAUUCCGAGACCAUAUGGAAGAAGUGCUUAAAGGGGGGGAUGUGGUUAGACUGUUCCAUGCAGAACAGGAGAAAUUUCUCACUUGUGAUGAAUACAAGGGCAAGCUCCAUGUUUUCCUUCGAACUACCUUGAGGCAAUCAGCAACAUCAGCCACAAGUUCCAAUGCACUCUGGGAAAUUGAGGUAGUCCAUCAUGAUCCCUGUCGUGGUGGAGCUGGACACUGGAAUGGCUUAUAUCGCUUCAAACACCUUGCCACUGGGAAUUAUUUAGCAGCAGAGGAAAACCCCAGCUACAAGGGAGAGGUAGGAGAGACCAAGCCCUCGGCAGGAACCAAUCGUUCUAAUCGGAGAUUCACAGGGGAAAAGAUCAAGUACCGGCUUGUAGCUGUGCCCCAUGGUAACGACAUAGCAUCUCUUUUCGAACUGGAUCCCACUACACUGCAGAAGACUGAUUCCUUUGUCCCCCGAAAUUCCUAUGUUCGAUUGCGUCACCUCUGCACCAAUACUUGGAUCCAGAGUACGAACGUACCCAUUGAUACUGAUGAGGAGCGGCCCAUUCGUCUUAUGCUUGGCACCUGCCCAACUAAAGAAGACAAAGAGGCUUUUGCCAUUGUUUCUGUUCCAGUGUCAGAAAUCCGAGAUCUGGACUUUGCCAAUGAUGCCAGCUACAUGCUAGCUAAUGUGGUAGAGAAGAUGAAUGAAGGAUUCCUUAGUCAAAAUGACCGCAGAUUUGUGAUCCAGCUGCUGGAGGACUUGGUUUUUUUUGUCAGCGAUGUACCCAACAACGGUCAAAAUGUUUUGGAUAUUGUUAUUACCAAGCCCAACCGGGAGAGGCAGAAACUUAUGAGGGAGCAGAACAUUCUGAAGCAGAUCUUUGGAAUUCUGAAGGCUCCAUUUAAGGAAAAGGGUGAGGAAGGCCCACUGGUGCGCCUGGAGGAGCUGUCUGACCAGAAGAAUGCUCCCUACCAAUACAUGUUCCGGCUCUGCUAUAGGGUACUGAGACACUCCCAGGAGGACUACCGCAAGAACCAGGAACACAUUGCUAAGCAGUUUGGCAUGAUGCAGUCCCAAAUUGGCUAUGACAUUUUGGCUGAGGACACUAUCACUGCCCUCUUGCAUAACAACCGUAAACUUCUUGAAAAGCACAUAACCAAAACUGAGGUGGAGACCUUUGUGAGUUUGGUGCGAAAGAAUCGAGAACCCAGGUUUUUAGACUAUCUAUCAGACUUGUGUGUAUCAAACCAUGUAGCCAUUCCUGUAACUCAGGAGCUGAUCUGCAAGUGUGUACUGGACCACAAGAACACUGAUAUCUUGAUCCAAACUGAAUUGAGGCCUGUGAAGGAGAUGUCUCAGACUCAUGAGUACCUGAGUAUUGAAUUUUCUGAGGAGGAGGUCUGGUUGACCUGGAUUGACAGAAACAAUGAUCAUCAUGAGAAAAGCAUCCGACAGUUAGCCCAGGAAGCACGAGCAGGGAAUGCCCAUGAUGAGAAUGUUCUGAGUUACUACAGGUACCAGCUGAAGCUGUUUGCCCGCAUGUGCAUGGAUCGGCAGUACUUGGCCAUUAAAGAAAUCUCCAAGCAGUUGGGGGUGGAGCUAAUAUUUCUCUGCAUGGCAGAUGAAAUGUUGCCCUUUGACCUCCGAGCCUCUUUCUGCCAUCUCAUGUUGCAUGUACAUGUGGACAGGGAUCCACAGGAGAAAGUGAUGCCUGUGAAAUUUGCACGUCUGUGGACUGAGAUUCCUACAGCUAUCACCAUCAAAGACUACGAUUCCAAUGUGAAUAGCUCAAGAGAUGACAAGAAGAAUAAGUUUGCCAGCACAAUGGAGUUUGUGGAAGAUUAUCUCAACAAUGUAGUCAGCGAGGCAGUUCCCUUUGCUAAUGAGGAGAAAAACAAAUUGACUUUUGAGGUUGUCAGUCUUGCCCACAACCUCAUCUACUUUGGCUUCUACAGCUUCAGUGAACUUCUGCGCUUGACACGGACUCUUCUUGGCAUCAUAGAUUGUGUCCAGAACCCUCAAUUGAUGAUGCAGGCCAUGUAUAAUGAUGAUGUGACUGGGAAAAAUGUCCGAAGAUCUAUCCAUGGUGUUGGUCAGAUGAUGUCUACUAUGAUGCUGAGCAGGAAGCAGUCUAUCUUUGGUUCAUCGAACAUGAAUGCUGUGGUUGUUCCUGAGCCAGCUGAUAGGGGAAGAAGCAUAGAAAAUGAAAACAUAGUAGUGAUGGAAACAAAGCUGAAAAUUCUAGAGAUUUUGCAGUUCAUUCUAAAUGUGCGACUGGAUUACAGGAUCUCCUAUUUGCUCUCUGUGUUCAAGAAGGAGUUUGUGGAAGUCUUUCCCAUGCAGGACAGUGCGGCAGAUGGAACAACACCAGCCUUUGACUCUACAACUGCAACAAUGAAUCUGGAUCGGAUUGGGGAGCAAGCCGAAGCAAUGUUUGGGAUUGGAAAAACAAGCAGUAUGUUAGAAGUGGAUGAUGAAGGAGGGCGUAUGUUUCUCCGUGUGCUAAUCCAUUUGACAAUGCAUGAUUACCCACCCCUUGUCUCAGGCUCUCUUCAGCUUCUCUUUAAACAUUUCAGUCAGCGUCAGGAAGUCCUACACACCUUUAAGCAGGUCCAGCUACUGAUCUCUGCUCAGGAUGUUGAGAACUAUAAAGUGAUCAAGUCAGAAUUGGACAAACUUCGUAUGAUGGUGGAAAAGUCAGAGCUCUGGGUGGAAAAGAAGGGUAGCUCCAAGGGAGAAAACGGACAAGAAGGGGAGAAGAAGGAGAAGAAAGAGCGUACUACAGAUGAGGAACCUGGAACUCCUGGAGAAAAAAGCAGUGAGAACUAUCAGCUCAUAAAAGGGAUUCUGGAGCGACUAAAUAAAAUGUGUGGUGUUGGUGAGCAGAUGCGAAAAAAACAACAGCGUUUGCUGAAAAAUAUGGAUGCCCAUAAAGUGAUGCUAGAUCUGUUGCAGAUCCCUUAUGAGAAGGGUGAUACCAAGAUGUUGGAGAUUUUAAGAUUAACCCACCAGUUCCUACAGAAAUUUUGUGCUGGCAACCAAGAAAAUCAGACUCUUCUGCAUAAGCAUCUCAACUUGUUCCUUACUCCUGGGCUUCUGGAGGCAGAGACAAUGCAGCACAUCUUUCUGAACAAUUAUCAGCUGUGCUCUGAGAUCAGCGAGACGGUGCUACAACAUUUCAUCCAUUGUCUGGCUACACAUGGGCGCCAUGUUCAGUAUCUUGAGUUUCUGCACAUUAUCAUCAAGGCUGAGGGCAAGUACAUUAAGAAAUGCCAGGACAUGAUCAUGACUGAGAUUACCAAUGCUGGGGAUGAUGUUGUGGUAUUCUAUAAUGAUAAGACCUCCCUAGCCAACAUGUUGGAGAUGAUGACAGCAUCUCGGGAUGGGAUAGAGGAGAACAGUCCCCUCAUGUACCAUAUCUCUCUGGUGGAUUUGCUGGCUGCCUGCGCUGAAGGCAAAAAUGUAUACACAGAAAUCAAGUGCACAUCUCUACUUCCGUUGGAGGAUGUGGUGCGAGUAGUCACUCACGAAGACUGCAUUACUGAGGUGAAAAUUGCAUAUGUCAAUUUUGUCAAUCAUUGCUAUGUAGACACAGAGGUGGAGAUGAAGGAGAUCUAUACCAGCAACCACAUCUGGACACUGUUUGAGAACUUCACCCUUGACAUGGCCAGGGUAUGUAAGAAACGUGAAAAGCGCUUGUCAGAUCCUGCCUUGGAGAAAUAUGUGCUUACAGUGGUGCUGGACACUAUCAAUGCAUUCUUCAGCUCCCCUUUUUCUGAGAAUAGCACUUCCCUACAGACACACCAGACUAUUGUGGUGCAGCUCCUCCAAUCUACCAUGAGACUUCUGGAAUGUCCUUGGUUGCAGCAGCAGCAGAAGAGCUCAGUGGAAGCCUGUAUUCGCACGUUGGCUAUGGUUGCUAAGAGCCGGUCCAUUGCCUUACCCAUGGAUCUGGAUGCCCAUGUCAGCUCCCUGCUAAACAGCAGCUCAGUUAGCAAUGCCCAAAGGAAUGCUUCCAACUAUAAGACAGCAUCACGUACUUUCCCUCGGGUUUCAGCUACAACCAAUCAGUGGGACUACAAGAACAUCAUUGAGAAGCUGCAGGACAUUAUCAAUGCCCUAGAGGACCGCUUGCAACCUCUAGUUGAAGCUGAACUCUCAGUCCUGGUGGAUGUCCUGCACUGUCCAGAACUGCUUUUCAUGGAAGGGACUGACGCCUAUCAGCGUUGUGAAAGUGGUGGCUUUCUCUCUAAGUUAGUCCAACACACCAAAGACCUGAUGGCAACUGAAGAGAAGCUUUGCAUCAAGGUAUUGAGGACACUGCAGCAAAUGCUUGUGAAGAGGAACAAAUAUGGAGACAGGGGCAACACAUUGAGGAAAAUGCUUUUGGCUAAUUACUUGCAGACCAAAAAAUCUGGCUCCAAAGGGGAAAUUGUUGACCCUUCUGGGAUUGGUCAAGACCAUGACUGGUCAGUCAUUGCUGCCAUUCAGUGCCGACUGGACAGAGAAGGGGCCACCAAGUUGGUGUCUGACCUUAUCAUGAACACCAAAAAUGAGAAGAUUUUUCAGGAGAGCAUUCGCUUGGCUAUUCGACUGCUUGAUGGGGGCAAUACAGAGAUACAGAAAUCAUUCUAUAACUUGAUGACCAGUGAUAAGAAGUCAGAAAAGUUCUUUAAAGUUGUUCAUGACCGGAUGAAGAAGGCACAGCAAGAAGUGAAGUCCACAGUGACUGUGAAUAUGAGUGAUAUUGGCAACAAGCCUCGAGAAGACAAAGAGUCCCCUGAUCACAGCAGCAAAGAACGAGUAACAACUUUUAUGUUGCCUAAUGCACCAUCCCGUUAUGCAAUGGGUGUAGGCUUCCAUUCAGCCCAUGAUGCCAGAGACAGAAAUCAGAAUAACGAAAUGAGUAUGUCAGUCUUGAUCAUGGAGCCAAUUCUUCGCUUCCUGCAGCUGCUGUGUGAAAAUCACAACCGGGAUCUCCAGAACUUUCUCCGCUGCCAGAAUAAUAAGACCAACUACAAUUUAGUGUGUGAAACAUUGCAGUUUCUGGAUAUUAUGUGUGGUAGCACUACAGGACGCCUGGGUUUAUUGGGCCUCUAUAUUAAUGAAUACAAUGUGGCCCUCAUCACUCAGACUCUGGAGACACUUACAGAAUAUUGCCAAGGACCCUGCCAUGAGAACCAGAGCUGCAUUGUGACUCAUGAAUCAAAUGGCAUUGAUAUAAUCACAGCCCUGAUCCUCAGUGACAUCAGCCCCCUCUGCAAAUAUAGAAUGGAUUUGGUUCUUCAGCUGAAGGACAAUGCCUCCAAACUUUUGCUAGCCCUGAUGGAGAGCAGGCAUGACAGUGAGAACGCUGAGCGGAUUCUCAUCAGCCUCCGUCCCCAGGAAUUGGUUGAUGUCAUUAAGAAAGCCUACCUUGAAGAAGAAGAAUGUGAAAACUCUGAGGUUUCUCCUCGUGAAGUUGGACACAACAUCUAUAUUUUAGCCUUACAGCUUUCUCGGCACAAUAAGCAGCUUCAGCAUCUCUUGAAGCCUGUGAAACGGAUUCAGGAGGAAGAGGAAGAAGGGAUCUCUUCUAUGCUCAUUCUGCACAACAAGCAGCUGACCCAGAUGCUGAAAUCAACAACUCCUGUCCAAGAAGAAGAGGAAGAUCCAUUAGCUUAUUAUGAGAAACACACAUCCCAGAUAGAGAUUGUGCGCUUGGACCGAAGCAUGGAGCAGAUUAUCUUUCCAGUGCCUAGUAUCUGCCAGUUCCUGACCAAAGAGACAAAAUACCGUCUAUUUACUACUACAGAGCAGGAUGAGCAGGGCAGCAAAGUCAGUGAUUUCUUUGAGCAGUCAUCCUUCCUCCACAAUGAGAUGGAAUGGCAGAAGAAACUGCGCAGCAAUAGAUUGAUGUACUGGUUCUCCCGCAGAAUGACACUUUGGGGAAGUAUUUCCUUCAAUCUCGCUGUCUUCAUAAACAUCAUCAUUGCUUUUUUCUAUCCUUAUGUUGAGGCCUCCUCAAUGGGAUUGUUGGAUUCUCCAUUGAUUCCCCUGCUUUCCUGGUUUUUAAUCUGCUUUUCCAUCAUGGCUCUGUUUACUCAGCGCUAUGGUGUCCGACCACUCCUUGUGGCACUGAUUUUGCGAUGCAUCUAUCAUCUAGGCAUUGGUCUCACUCUGAACAUACUGGGAGCUCUCAAUCUGACAAAUAAGAUUGUGUUUGUAGUAAGCUUUGUUGGCAAUCGUGGGACAUUCAUCCGAGGAUAUAAAGCCAUGAUCAUGGAUAUGGAAUUUCUUUAUCAUGUCGCCUAUAUCUUGACCAGCGUCUUGGGACUUUUUGUACAUGAACUUUUCUACAGCAUCUUGCUGUUUGACUUGAUCUAUCGUGAGGAGACCUUAUUCAAUGUCAUCAAAAGCGUGACACGAAAUGGACGUUCAAUUCUGCUGACGGCCCUUCUGGCCCUCAUCCUUGUCUACCUCUUCUCCAUUGUAGGCUUCCUCUUUCUAAAAGAUGACUUCAUCUUAGAAGUCGAUCCACUGUCCAACAUCAGAUCUAAAGCUACAGAUCCUUUGGAGAUACGAGGCAACUUGGACACUUUUAUGGAGUCUUGCAGUAGUGAUAAAAUAAGCUGCUCUUCCCCUGAUGCAGUGCCUGAAGUGUUGCAAGAAGAAGAAGAUAAUACAGAACGAGCUUGUGACACGCUUCUCAUGUGCAUAGUUACAGUCCUGAAUCAUGGCUUGAGAAAUGGAGGUGGUGUGGGUGAUAUACUCAGAAAACCUUCUAAAGAUGAAUCCCUGUUCCCUGCUCGAGUGAUCUAUGACCUCCUCUUCUUCUUCAUUGUCAUAAUCAUAGUCCUAAACCUCAUAUUUGGUGUCAUCAUUGACACCUUUGCAGAUCUAAGGAGUGAAAAGCAGAAAAAAGAAGAAAUCCUGAAAACAACUUGUUUUGUAUGUGGGCUUGAAAGGGACAAGUUUGACAACAAAACGGUAUCCUUUGAAGAGCACAUUAAAUUUGAACACAAUAUGUGGAAUUAUCUGUACUUCAUAGUACUGGUGAGAGUGAAGAAUAAGACAGACUACACAGGGCCUGAGAGCUAUGUGGCACAAAUGGUCAAGAACAAGAACUUGGAUUGGUUCCCUCGGAUGCGAGCCAUGUCCCUGGUCAGUAAUGAAGGUGAAGGGGAACAGAAUGAGAUCCGAUGUCUACAGGAUAAACUGAAUUGCACCAUGAAGUUGGUAUCCCAUCUCACUUCACAGCUGAACGAGCUGAAGGAGCAGAUGACAGAGCAAAGAAAGCGAAGACAACGAAUGGGUUUUGUGGAUGUUCAGAACACAAUGAAUCACUGAGGCAGUAAAAUCCGAGCCUUCCAAUUAAAACUGUAGUAUGUAUAUAUAUAUGCACUUCCUGAAGAGGUAUUGGUACUAGGUUCCUGCAAAGCUUUCACUGACAAGGAACAUUGGUCCAUGCCAUGAUGAUUUGUGAAAUCUCAGCACUACCUUUUGUUCAUCUCAAGCAGGAUUGAUUGAAGGCAUCUUAUUCAGCAAGAAACCUAAAGCCAUGACUGUUUCUUCAUAUGCAUUCAGUUUGCCAUACCUUUGAAAGGUUUUUCCCAUAACUGUUCCUUCUCCUUUUCUUCCCUUCAUGCACUACAUUUUGAUGGCUAUAUAGCCAGGUGCAAAUACAGUUGACAUUUACCGGUGAAUAGUAAUUUGCUAUCUUUUUUAACUUAUUCAAAGAUACAUGGAAAGUCACCAUUUAUGGAUUUCUCCUUGCAAGUGUCUCAUGUUAAGCCUUUUGGAGACAUCAACAUUUUGGGUCUAGAAUCUCAUCAUCUCAACCAAGAAGAAAUUGCAAGAAAAUAUUCUAUUAAGUUAAUAGUUCAAGUAAUCAUAUAAUAGAUUUCAUGAAAAGGCUUUUUCCCUUCAAUUGACAAGACUGUGGACAUUAAUGAAAGAUUGCACAUUCGUGCUGUACUAUGAAUGUGCAACUUGUGCCUUGUUCACUCAAUAGAAUGGUAUACAGUACUCUUAGAAUUCAUCCUGCUUCCAGGCACUAAGAGUUUGGGGGAAAAUAUUUCAACCGUCACGGAUACUAUCAGCAGUGUCAGUUAUAUUUAGUGUGUAUCAGUGAUGGAAUGUAGCUGCAGAAAAAGUGGGAGGGGAAAAAAAACAGUAGGGCUACAACUAUAAAAGUCCUAAAAUAUGAACUUAGAAGUUUCUUGACAGAAUAACCUCCUCAGAAUUUAGAAUAUUUGUAUGAUAAUGCCCUUUGUAAAAUCUAUGUCUGCAGGCUGCUGUCAAAUGUAUGCAAAAGGUAGACAACAGAUGUUGUGUAUAUCUGAUUUUGAAUGUGGCCAGUUGGUCCAUUAGCACUAGUCUACUGGGGAGACUAGAAACAAUCAAGGAAUCUUUCUGUGUCAUUCACAUUUGGACCAAAGCAGAGUGUUCUUCAAAUAUACAGACUGCUGUGCAGAUUUAGGAAGAUUUCACUAAUCAUAGAUCCAGCUUUACAAUUUAUCUUGAUCUGGUAUGUGUCUCAAACACUGUUUAAAUGUUAAUAUGUGAACUUCCUGAAGUUUAACACACAAAAUCAAUAUAAUGAAUGGAAAGCAG